Sceloporus undulatus (fence lizard) is the source of this 1718-nucleotide messenger RNA. It is a transcript of the gene BCL2L10, whose product is annotated as BCL2 like 10. Gene Ontology annotation, cellular component: mitochondrial outer membrane. The transcript has 2 exons. The record is from RefSeq and is a predicted model, not a curated record. Gene Ontology annotation, biological process: regulation of apoptotic process; intrinsic apoptotic signaling pathway in response to DNA damage; extrinsic apoptotic signaling pathway in absence of ligand. Gene Ontology annotation, molecular function: protein homodimerization activity; protein heterodimerization activity. The coding region runs from base 89 to 631 and encodes 180 amino acids. NCBI's taxonomy places the organism in Eukaryota, Metazoa, Chordata, Lepidosauria, Squamata, Phrynosomatidae.
CCGCCGCCGCGAGGUUCUUAGUCAGCGCCGCGCCCGGCCGGCCAGCAGUAGUGCCAGCAGCGCCAUCCUUGUGGUCGGAACGAGCGCCAUGCCGGGGGCGCUGCGGGAGGAGACGUCGCGGCUGCUGGCCGACUACCUGCAGCACCGCCUGGGCGCCACGCCGCUGCCUCCGCCUCCGAGCCGCGCGGCGGAGACCCUGCGGCGGGUGGGCGCCGAGCUGGAGAGCCGGGAGCGGGCCUUCUUCCGCAGCGCAGCCCUGCCGGAGCCCGGCCAGGCGGCAGCCUUGGUCUCGCGGGUGGCGGCCCAGAUGGAGGCCGAGGGCGGGCUGAACUGGGGCCGCGUGGUCGCCCUGGUCGCCUUCGCCGGGAGCCUGGCCGCCGCCUUGGCCGAAGAGAGGGGUGCCCCCGGCCGGGAGGAGAGCGAGGAAGUGGCCGAGGCACUGGCCGCCUACUUGGCCGGAGAGAAGAGGGCCUGGAUGGAGGAGCACGGAGGAUGGGAUGGUUUCUAUCACUUCUUCAAUAAACAUGGCUCCGAUCCAGCUGACCAGAACAGUACCAUAAGCAAUGCCAUAAUGGCGGCAGCGGCAGGAUUUGGCCUGGCAGGUUUGGCCUUCCUCUUGGCUGUGCGAUAAGACUGCACCCACGGACUUGGACCAAAGGGGCGGGCGGGCGGGCACUCUCUUCUGAAACUGCCAACAUGCUAGUGAAGAGUCCAUUCUAUAUUUCUAUGAUGGCUGAAAACAGAAGCAUAUUAUAUAUACAUAUAUAUUUUUAACUAGAGUUGGAUCAGAACCUUUUGACAAGCACAUUACAUCCGGGCAGUACAAAUGGGGAAAAACAACAACUCGCAAAAUGCCGCUUAAUACGAAUGCUCAGAUUGGACAUCUUCUGGAUCUUGGUAUGAGAGCUGUGACUGUCGCAGGUCAUUCUGGGAAACUGCUGAUUGCUGGAUGUUAAUGCUAUAUGUUAGUGGUGGGCUUGCCAUGGAACCCAAGUGAAGAUGUGUGUGGAUUUCUUCUUAGUGUGUAUGAGUGUAUGUGGCGCAGUGGGGGGGGUGUCUAGAGGGGCAGGGGGGGAGUUGUUGCCUUGUGAUAUGUGAGCCAGUAUUAACAAGAAUGAAGAGCUUAACUCCACCUGUGCCCAAAUGCAAAUGAAGUCUUGUGGCCGCUCAUUGAUGUAUAGCUGCAAGGUCCGUAUUGCACAGAGCAUUAUAGCUUACAUGUUUUUGUUAUAAUGACAUUAGUAGAAAUUACACUACAACUAGGGGUGAGGAGAAUGUUGAUACCAAAACAGUAGAGGCUGCAGAACCAGUUCUUUAACUGAAGUGACUUUUAACGGUUGAAAACCCUUUUGGAAAAGAAGAGAAGAAUAAAUUGGUAUAUUUGGAAGUCCAUUGAAGGCUGGGAUUUCUGUGGAUUUCCUGUCAAAUCCAGAAACUCCAUAUAACUUAAUAUAUUUUUGAAGUAUUUAUCAUUGUAUAAUACUGGGUAGCUGGUUAACAUCUAUUUUUGUUAAAUUCCAUUUUUUAAAAACAAAACAAAACAGGCUCUCAAACUGCUUUCUUGGCUGUAUCUGUCUUAACCUAACAGUUCUAGUUUUGGUAUCUGCUAUAUUGUGUAUUGUAAAAAUUAGUCUUCAGAUGUGUUCAAUGUCAUUUCCUUUAGCUUGUACAAUUUUAAUAUGUGAAUAAACAUAACUGAAUAUUUUUAUUUUAAAUUA